Messenger RNA from Zerene cesonia (dogface butterfly), 4150 nucleotides. RefSeq lists its product as uncharacterized. Lineage: Eukaryota; Metazoa; Arthropoda; Insecta; Lepidoptera; Pieridae. The transcript is spliced from 30 exons. The coding region runs from base 145 to 4068 and encodes 1307 amino acids. The record is from RefSeq and is a predicted model, not a curated record. Gene Ontology annotation, biological process: regulation of DNA-templated transcription. Gene Ontology annotation, molecular function: RNA polymerase II cis-regulatory region sequence-specific DNA binding; DNA-binding transcription factor activity, RNA polymerase II-specific.
AAUAUGUAUAAAAAGGCGCGAUGUUUUUGUUUUCAAAAAUGUGAAACGUAAAAAUCAUAUUAUUCAAUUGUUUACCUUGUAUUGAAUGCCAGUUGCAUGAGAAACGACAUUUUUUUCUGAGAAAAUAUCUAGCUGCUAUUCAUUAUGGCGGAUCCCCCUCCAUUAGUGCUUUGUAUGGACAAUAUAAAUGGGGAUGAGGUUGCAUUAAAAAUCGAACCUCAUGACGAUUUUCGGCUAUUUUUGGACAAGGCUAAAUCAAUGCUAGGCUUCGAAAUCGACAUAAACUCCAUCACUGGUAACCAACCGGUGUCCUUGGACGAUAACAUUUAUCAAUUCCUCUUAAAUGCUGAACAGAAUAUAGCCAACUGUGGCCUCCGACAGGCGUACGACACGUCAGAUGGAAAUGCCAAUGAUGACCUAAUGUAUGUACUUGAUGAUGGAACGCAAAUUAGGGCGUCCCUAAUCCAUUUUGACAAUGAAGAUCCCCUAAUCGAUUUAACAUUGGAAAAAAUACCCUUCGUUAAAUAUACGGACGGCUCGGACGACCAUAAUGAUAUAAGUGCUGAUAACAUAAGCAUAAAGGACGUGAAUAUAGAGAGUCCUGUGUCCAGAUGGUCUAGUAACAACUCGAGUCCAAAGAGCUUCGUCAAUAGCCUACCGUUCAAACUGGUCUGUAACAACACAUCCAAUUUCGAGGCUCAAUUCACAAAAUACCUAGAGUCAAGUGCUAAAACGUACACUGUUCUAAAUCCAGUCAACAGAAACGUGUCUCCCACAAGAAUUAUUAAGGAUAAUUUCAAAAACUAUGACGACAAUUGCCCCAAGAGCGAUAUAUUUACGCGCGAAGAUAUUCUGAACAUGUUUAAAGAUUCGCCAGUCACGUCCCUACCGUACGAUAAAAGUAUGAAUUACGAUAAACGAAAGCAUGUGCGCAAAACGGAUCCAACGAGAGUUGUCCACAAGAAUUGGUAUAAAUCCAGCUUGGAUUCCGGCCAGAACCAGGACUGUUGCAUUUGCGGGAGGAUCGUCGAGAACAAUCUGGAAAAGAUGUACCUGUUCGAUAACGAAGACCAACGGAUACACAGGUGUUCGCCGCAGAAAAGGAUGGCCAUGCAGUUGAAGAUCAUUUGUGAACAAUGCUUAGCUGACAAUUUCAAGUUGUGUCUCGUCAAAAGCCCCAACGAAGCGUUGAAUAGCGACGAAUACUUAGUCAUAAAAAACAACCAGCAGUAUAUAUUUCAGAACGUAACGGAUAUCGACUUGAAGCGGCGGUGCUUCGACCAUACCAAAGACAAGAUGGAGGAUACCAUAGAUACAGUUGCCGCUCAGAAGAGUUCUAGCGACGUGGAGAUAGUAGAACCGGAAAUGGAGAUUGACAAGGUGAUAGACAAUUUGGAGGAAGCGGACGAGGAUGUGAAGGAGUUUUUGGGGAAAUACCAGAAUGAUAAAAUCGAUGAAUUGAAAUGCAGGUUUUGCGAUAGAAUAUUUUCGAUACUUGAAGAAGUUAUUGACCACUGCGAGGAACAUAAGCACGAUUUGCCCGAAGGCAUUGUGUAUCCCUGCCCGUUGUGUGAUUACGGUUACGCAAAUUCAAAAUGGCUGAAAGGCCACAUAAAAGCGGCACACGAUAAGCCCAAAGGAGACACUCUGGAAGAUGGUAAAAAGGAGGAAAAGGCAAACGCCUCGAAGGAAUCUUCGCCCGUAGCCAAAAGGACGAGAAGUGCCGUGAAGAAGGAAGUAGAUUCAGACACCAAAGACGAAGAUGGCAGUAAAAUCGUGACAACUGGGGUACCCACCCUCGAGCUGGAGACUGAGGUGAAGCAAGAGGCGCUGGAUAGUGACGACGAAGACAUCUGGAUAGUGCACACCGGUGAUGACGCGCAAGAGGAGCAACUACAGAACCUGCUUAAGCUUAACGAGCCUGAGAGCAGUCAAAACGCUUUGACGAAACAUAAAUGUUUCAACUGCAGUCGCAUCUUCCCAACUGCGGAGAGUCUUACCAUACACAAAUGUCGUAAGCGCGGUAGAAGGAAAAAAUCCCCCGCUGGACCGUCCAAACUGUAUGUGCCGACAAAAGAGGACUUUUUGAAGAGAGCUCAAGGCAGGCCCAGGCAAACUAGCAACGCUAACGAUAGCUUAUUGAAAGUUCGCAAGAAGCGCGGCCGCGCCGACAGCCCGCAAAUAGUCACGUGCCACAACUGCAACGAAUCCUUCACUUCCAAAGUGCGCCUCAAGUUUCAUAUGCAGUUCCACUCCCCCUCCGCCCUCCUCAAGGACGGCAAGUACCACUGCUCCGCGUGCCCCGCCCACUUCAGCAACGAAACGGAACUGUUCGACCACGUGCACUUCAGACACUCGCGCCAGCGGCGAUGGCAGUGUCCGCUCAGCGGCUGCGGGAAGACCUUCCAUCUGAGGGCGACGCUAACGAAACACAGUCGCACGCACACAGACACGCGGCGGUACGUGUGCGUCACCUGCGGGAAACGGUUCCUCGACAAGCAGACGCUGGACGAGCACGGCGUCACACAUUUGCAGAUAAAGCCGUUCCAGUGCCACAUCUCAAAAAGAGAGCACGCAACGAAGCACCCAGAGUGUGUGGCGGCGGUCGCGAGCGAAGCGAAGCGGGACGAAGCGGGCGAACUGUCGCCGACCAGCGGGCUCGUUACACGCACGCAUAUACAGUCUGCGGGUGCGAGGGCGCGCGAGGUGAGCGAGGUGAGCGAGGUGAGCGGCGAGGAGAGCCGCGCGCUGCUGCAGGGGCUGGGCGGCGCCGCGCUGGCGUGCGUGCGCGUCGUGCGCAUCGACCGGGCCUUCCGCUGCGAGUAUUGCGAGGACGUUUUCUACUUAGAAGAGGCUCUCAACUCGCACAGGGCGAUUCACAAGGGCGUAAAAAAUCCGUUCGUGUGUCACAUAUGUAAAGUCAGCUUCGCUACGUACUCUAGGUGUACAACACACAAAACGACGCACGGCUUUUAUAAGCGCACCUUGACCGACUCCAACAAGGAGGGUGCGAGCGGUGCAGGGAUACUCGGCUACGGCGGCUUUCCGGUCGUCAAGCAUUUUCUGUGCGAGGAUUGUGGGCGGUCUUACCUCCACUGGACGUACCUACAAGUGCACAGACGUAUGAAACACGCGAAUGAAAACUUUCUGUUCAAAUGCAAUCAGUGUGAAUUGACCUUUCCUAAUAGCUGGAGUGUCGCGUACCACCGGAAGAAGGUGCACGGUAAGACUUGCCAAGAGGACGGCGGCACCACGAAGAUCGCUAGACAGGACUAUUACAGGAUACCGUGCCGCGACUGCGAGGAAGUGUUGCCAAACAAGAUUGAACUCUAUAAGCACAGACAGAAGAUGCACUGCGAUGAGUCGCUCGAUAACGAGCCAUUCGAAUCAAACACGCCGGAGCCAAUAAUAGACAAGGAUACGACAGUCUGCUCCAAGUGCGGACACAACUUGCACAAUGCGAAUGCUCUUCAAAAACAUUUUAAAGAAGUGCACGGCGCGGACGCGUGCGCGGCGGGCCGCAGCCGCCCCGCCGCCGCCUGCGAGCUGUGCGGCCUGGCCUUCAGGCGUUCGCGCGUCGGCGGAGCGGGAACGACGCGAGCGAAGCGAUGCGCCAGGUGUCGUCUGCGAACCGAUCUGAGGCAUCUGGCCGCCGGGAAACUUGUUGUUAUCGAGGUGGAAGGUUUGAAUCUCAGUCCGGAGAGGAUUCUACAACAUUUGGCCGAAAACAACAUCGAUCGCGACAAAGUAACGGACGUGUCUGUUGUUUCCUUCGCUAAGGGGUCCAGGAGUAUCAUACCGAAUUCGCAAAGAGCGUUGUCCCUGCUGAGGGCGCCGCGUACGAGGGUUGACUUGGACAAACGAUCGGAUAGUACAGAUAUAUUCACACAAGCAAGAGUGAAUAAGGCGACGCACACACCUGCGAUCCUGCAGCACGGCAGCCAAGUGUAUGGUGACCCUAAUUACACUGUACGGAAUCACGAUAUGCAGCCAAUAAACGUUCACCGCUUGCUACAAGAUGGCGCUCUAGCCAAUAGUCAAAUAUUGAAUUUAAGUAACGAUAAUUAGUGAAAUAUCAUUGCUAUGAUGUAAUGUUUUAUGAUUAAAGCUUUCAGUUUGUUCCUUGUUUUAUUUACCUUGUAUUAAUGCA